CCAUUCGACUCGGGAUCCAGCCUUGAGAGGAGGAGCGUGCAUGCCGCGCGCACAGGCCCGGGGUGUCCAGGGGAGAGGAGAGGGAGGCUGUCUCAGGUUUCACAGACCUGCAGGAGGACUCACGGAGAGGAGGACUAGUGGCACAAACGGAGCGCAGCACCGAGGAAUCAACAGCCCGUCCUUCUGGUCCGGAACAUCCUGACUGAUGGAGCUGCACAGGGACUCCUAACCUGAGGUUCUGUAGCUUUCCGCGUGACGCACGGAGGUCUGGAGACAGAUCCAAGAACAGUUUCUCCUCCAAAGAGGCUGCAGCGCUUCUGAGUGGAUUAGAGUCCAGUUGGAUGUUCAGAAUGGGAGAAGAACAGACGUGGAGAGCCGCUGAUGGGGACAGGACAAGGACUCGUGUGGAUUUGCACCGACAACCUUCUAAACCGCGGACGAACUGGAGGAGCGUGUCCGGUUUGACGGUUUGUUUCGCGGUGUCGCUUCUGUGCCUUGGAGUUUGUGUUUUUGUGAUUGUUCGGAGCUCGGAGAUGAAGUCCCGGAUAGUGAGUCUGGAGCAGCAGCGGGACGCCUGGAUGUUGUCCCGGGAGCAGGUGGAACCGCUGGUCCUGGGUCAGCUGGAGCGGAUCCUGGAGGAGAAACUUGCAGCUCGACUGCCGAAGUCCCGGGAGGCAAGAGACGUUCUUCAUGGCUGCCUGUGUCCCCCUGGUAGGGUCUCCAGCUGUCCUCCUUUCCCAUGUCUCACUUUCACACUCUGAGUGUGAGUUUUCAUGCUCAGAGAAGAUCUAGAUGUUUGUUAGGUGUGUGUGUGUGUGUGUGUGUGUGUGUGUGUGUGUGUGUGUGUGUGUGUGUGUGCGCGCACGAGUGUGCGCACAGCAGACUCUAUGUAACACUAGGUUUAGAGCAGCAAAACCUCUACGCUGGCUUUAAGCGAGGAGACAGGAUGUGAGCUAGCCUUAGCCCCGUGUUCAGCUAGCAUACACACACACACACACACACACACACACACACACACACACACACACACACACACACACACACACACACACACUCACACGCACACGUGUGCAGGACUGGGUGUAAAAAAGUCUGAACCCUUGUAAAUAAAUGGUCCCGUUUUAGAGAAAAGUGUUAUCACAAACAGAAGCUUCAUCACCAUUGGUGAGUCGAACAGAACAGAGUUUAGUUCAGAAACUCUCUCAGCGAGCUGGCAUCAUGCAUGCACGGGGAUUUGAACCUGCAACCCUCUUGCUGCGUGGCUGCAGUGCUAAGAUGUCAUUUAUGUUUCUCGGCCAUCUCUCCCUGCUCCAUUCUGGCUGAUCCCACUGAUGCAGGGCCCCGGCGGCAGCUCCAAGUCCACCCGUCAUUUUAGUUUAAUGACUGCAUUUGUUUGAGUUUAGCUCGGUGGAUUUAUAACACUAAAAAUAGUCUUUAGCUGAAAUGCUGAC
Molecule: messenger RNA, 1451 nt
Organism: Nothobranchius furzeri (turquoise killifish)
Lineage: Eukaryota; Metazoa; Chordata; Actinopteri; Cyprinodontiformes; Nothobranchiidae
Source: RefSeq, a predicted model, not a curated record